Messenger RNA from Hemibagrus wyckioides, 3091 nucleotides. Its product is annotated as E3 SUMO-protein ligase ZBED1. NCBI's taxonomy places the organism in Eukaryota, Metazoa, Chordata, Actinopteri, Siluriformes, Bagridae. The record is from RefSeq and is a predicted model, not a curated record. The coding region runs from base 30 to 1802 and encodes 590 amino acids. The transcript is spliced from 4 exons.
GGAAGGCAAGAACGUAUACGCCCAGUUGGAUGGUUGUUCGUUUCUGCAAAAAUAAAAGUGAAACUGUAACAUCAAACAUUUCUGUACUGACAACAGACAUCAGCAUUAACUCACACAGACGUUGUUCCGGAGUAGAGACAGCAAAGCUUGGACAUAACACAAAAACCCAAAACAGUUUGUGGAACAUGAAUAUGUGGAGAAUUCCUGUCGCACCAACAGGGACACGCCCUUUCCAAGCAGAGAGGAGAAAUCAUCCGUAUAUGAACAAAAAGCUGCCCUUUAAACGUGUGUACAAAGGCCACACCUUCACGAAAGCAGAAGGUGGAGGUAGACAAUUACGUGAUCAUGGCUGGAAGAGAAAUAAACAUGAAGUACGACCAGAUAUUAAACAACCACAUAUGCGCUUAGAAGAAGAAAAUUCUGAUUUGAAGAAACACCUUCUAGAGAUGAUUGUUACAAAUCUGCAGACACCAAGACUUGUUGAAGAAUACGGAUUCCGCCAUUUCAUGAAUGCCUUAAAUCCCAGUGUUGAUGUUGCACUAAGUACCUCUGCAAUAAGAAAAGAACUGGAGAUUAUGUAUGUUUACACAAAGAGGAAAGUGAAGGAUGCAGUAAAAAAUGCCAAAGACCCAGUGCUCUCUGCUGAACUGUGGAUCUCAAGCAAAGAAGAGUCCUAUCUGACAGUAAGAUGUCACUUUAUUGAUAAAAAGUGGGAACUGAAAUCCUACACACUGGCUACGGCUCAGCUUCUCGGCGAACACACGCCAGAAAAUGUUCAUCGUCAGCUUUGGAGAAUUACAACAGAAUGGGAGAUGACAGAGAAAAUUCAGGUGGUGGUCAUCAAUGUUGAUGGAAUGAAAAAGGUUCGUCAAAAUCCAAACUGGACAUAUAUACCUUGCUUCAGUCAUACUCUUAACAAAGUCAUCCUAGAAGUUGUAGAAACUUUUGAUUGGAAAUAUCUGCUGAAGAGAUGCCGCCAUAUUGUUCAGUUUUUCCACCAGGAAAAUGAAGCAUCAUGGAGAUCCCAUUUGACCCAGUCUUCUUGUGUUGACUGGCUUUCAACCCUAAAAAUGGUGGAAAACAUCUGCAAGCAAUGGCCGAGAUUUUCCCAAGUCUCCAGUUACAAACGUGCAGAAAAUCUUUGGCUCAAUGAAAAUGAAAGGAACUUGCUGGAAAAUAUAAUGAAGGCGCUCACGGUUGUUAAAGACGACACUGAGAGGAUUGGGACACGAGGAUACAUUCCAGUCUCAAACAUCAUACCUCUGCUUGACAAGCUUCAGUUGAGCCUACAAAGGUUAAUACAACAAGAGAACAAGGUAGCCUUGAGGCUCAGUGAGAGAUGUAAUCACCACUUUGGAAACAUCAACCAAAAUAUCUGGUUCAUUGUUAGCACAGCAAUGGACCCAAGAUUCAAAAGCAGUGCACUCAAGACUAAUGGGUUGGAAAAAGUCAAAACUAAGUUCAAAGAAGAAUUGUGCAAACAGGCAAAUGUUGGGACAAGUAACAAUUACCAGCGAAACAUUUCCUGCAAGAUGGAUUAUGAAGAUUUAUUCCUGCAGUAUGCUACAGAAGGUGAUGUCUCAGCAAGUCAGAGUCCACUUCAGUACUGGGAAGCUACAAACAAGUCUAAGGACUUGUCCACGUUUGCACACAAAUACCUCAGUGUGAUCUCCACUGCUAUUCCAAUAGAGCGGAUGAUGCAUGAGGAAAAAUCACAGACCCUUUUCAACAGAAGGAAAUGCUUAGAGCUGGAAGAUAUCAACAUGAUGCUGUUUCUGAAUGGUAAUUACAAAAAGAUAUGACUUGUGGAGGUGUGGGAAAACCAGUUCUACUAUAAUUUCGGAGCACUAUACACUUUCCUCAACUUCCUGAAUUCUCUUAUCUCUUGAGGUAAAAGUCAUUCACAGCAAUUAAACAUGAGCGACAUUGUCAUCUCUUCACUCAUGGAGUUCUGUUUGCUAAAUGCCUUAUUAUUAAUGUCUGUAGAGUGUUAAUGACGUGACCAUGCAGGAGCAUCAUGACCAUUUUAACAUCUGGGAAGAUAAUUAAAACCUGAAGUCAUUAGGCUCUGAUGACAACAGAACAUUCUCUGUGUGAGGACACUGAGUCACCAAACCACCUACCAACAUGUUUUUGUCAGAGGAAACCGGUGAACCCAGAGAAAUCCUGCAUGAACACAGAGAGAACAUGUGAAACUCUGGACUGACAGUAACUCAAGCUGUGAGACCAUGUCAAUGUCUUAAUAUAAAUAUUUAGAGGUAAAUUCAAUCUUUCAGUAAAUUCAGUCUUUAUUCAAUUUCUGCUUUUUUCUAAUUCUUACCUAUUUUUAUUUUAUGUAUGUAAAAGAAACCUGAAAACACUGUGUAGAGUGAUAUUAAUGUAACUAUAUGAAGCAAAUAUGUCAUGUGACACAAAUUAAAUAUGGCUAACCAUCACAUCCAGGUGUGCUUCUUGAACAUCCCAUUCAAGUUUCAUAAGCUCCAUUCUUUUUUUUAUAAGCGUUACUCUUUUUAUAUUUCCUCCACUUCUUCCAUCUAGUGGAAAGACUUUUAUUGAGGAGUCCUGGGGUGUAGUCAGAGUUCACACAGUAGCACUGCCAAGUUGGAACAUAUUUGAGCCUCUUAGUUCCAGUGAAGAGAAAUUGUAAUGCUGCAGCAUACAAAGAAAUACAUACUUUUGACCAUGCACUGUAUAUAAUCAUACUCUCAUAAUUUAACUCUUUGGUUGCCCCCAUCUUUUGUUUCCAUUGGGGGUCUUCAGUGGGUCAAAUUGACCCACAACAUAUAGGGGUUUAAAAAAAUCACAGAAAUGAAUGAAAUUACAUAAUUACGCUUUAAAUAUGGUCUCUAAUUCUCUUACAAACAAUGGUGAUAAUGAAUAUCUUUAAUAUUUAACAUUUUCUCUGCUAGGCAACUUAACAAUUGUCAAGAAACACUGGGACAGUUCCCUGCCACACCACUGGAGGGGGUGCUGGCAGGUGAAUCGGCAGAGCCCGCUUUAUCGUUUGUUUUCCGCAUGUACUUUGUGCCAUGCCCCUCCCAAUUGUUCUACCUUCCCGCCUUGUCACCUGUUUCCCAUUUACCAUGAUGUU